CGGAAGUUCAAUACGCCUGUAGAAUGCUGCUGAUAAGAUGGACAUCGAUCUAGAGCCUGUAGCUCCUACGUCGCGUAAACGCCCAAGCACGCCCGGUCGUCCUCCUCGAAACCGCACUUUACUAGCAUCAGUCCAGGCUCAUCUCUCCCAACCCACACCAUCGAGAAACAAGCAUCUCGCAGGCGUAACCGCACGGAAGAACGAUGUCGCUCCCGAAUUUUUACCUCAUCCAUCAGGACACCAAGAUGCCCGUGAUGAGAGCGGUAGUGGUGAUGGUACGCCUGUCCUUCUUUCGGAGCUGUCGAACCUUCCUGCCAAUGCGCCGCCUGCUUCGUUGUCUUCUCAUCCUUCUCUCGAGCGGCGCUCGGAUGUAUCAAUGCCUCUCGGGGAAGAACGUACGUCGGUGGCAGGGCAUCAACGCGAAAGGAUCCGGAGCUUGUUUUCCGAUUCUAUCGCUAAAUGCACCGAUGAAGAGAACACGUUAGCUGGAGAGGAAACCAUCGCUUGUCCGUGCGGUACGCCGGGCGGAUGCACAGAUAAAUACAGAAACAAAGGUAAAGAAGAACAGCGCACCAAGACAUCGCCGUGCCUCGUCAUCAACCCUAGAAGCGUCGACGCGCAUCCCGCCCCUUCAUCGGGACUACCCCAAAAUCUAAACCCUAUUUCAGUGCCGCACAACUCUAAUCGCGUCGAUAUCCUUUUGGAUGUAGCGGAGCAUAUCCGGCGUAGCAAUCGGGAAGUCGCGACAUAUGAAUAUAGGAACAGAACAACCGCACCAUCAGCACGCACUUCCACAGAUAUGCGGGCAGUGUUGUUGCAGAGACUUGAAGGGGAGCAACAGCUGGCUCAGAGGGAUGUUGCAACCCCGAUCUCAAACUCUGCGUCGUUGACUGUAGAUCCCCCGUUGAGACGUCCUCCCGGGGGUGAGGAAGCUUCUGCGCUGGAGACGAGGCUGCGAACCCGGGCCUUAUUACGCGUCCGUCUUGCGGCGAUCAAAAGCAGUUCCAAUGGCACUGUGAUUGAAUUGUAAUUCAUUUAUUUUGCAUAGAUUGGGAGAAGAGGGUGACGGGGGCAUUAGUCGCAAGACCGUGGGGUACAUCCUCACCCAGCUAGUGGAUGGUUCCAUUGAUCUUGGACCUGAUAUGAUUGCAUAUAUUUUUUCACAAGAUAUCUUGGUGCAUGGAUCGCAGCACGAUGUCGCGCGUAACGGAAUUCUCCCGUUCACAGCCGUGUUUAACUUUUCCUGGAAGUAGUAGUACUAUACCGCGUACGCCUAGAUCUAUAGUACUUUCUCAGAGUCGCACCGGGUA
Suillus plorans is the source of this 1310-nucleotide messenger RNA. RefSeq lists its product as uncharacterized. NCBI's taxonomy places the organism in Eukaryota, Fungi, Basidiomycota, Agaricomycetes, Boletales, Suillaceae. Bases 38 to 1030 code for a protein of 330 amino acids. The record is from RefSeq and is a predicted model, not a curated record. The transcript has 2 exons.